Messenger RNA from Annulohypoxylon truncatum, 1852 nucleotides. Its product is annotated as MFS general substrate transporter. NCBI's taxonomy places the organism in Eukaryota, Fungi, Ascomycota, Sordariomycetes, Xylariales, Hypoxylaceae. The record is from RefSeq and is a predicted model, not a curated record. Gene Ontology annotation, biological process: transmembrane transport. The transcript is spliced from 5 exons. The coding region runs from base 176 to 1747 and encodes 523 amino acids. Gene Ontology annotation, cellular component: membrane. Gene Ontology annotation, molecular function: transmembrane transporter activity.
UAGCAAGGAUCUUAUCAUGCAUAUAUGUACCUAAUAGUUAUCAGGAUCCCCAGUAGAAAGGUCAACAUGGUCUCACCUACAUUGGACUAGGAUAGUGAGGAGUAGCAUUUAACAUCCUCCUCAUCGUUCGCAAGCUUGUGAAGUUAUUUUUUCCCCUUUGAGAUUUACUCUCAAAAUGGAUGCGAAAAUGUCUGAGAAGAACGAGGCCUCGAUCCCUAAGAGCCUAGUCGACAUCGAGCCUGGAGUUGGCCUCGACUUACCAAAACAGAACGCAUUACAGCGUCUGAUUCACCGGCGAAAUGAUCUCAAUCAGUUAGGUAAAGAUAUGCUACAGAAGUCGCUUCAAUAUGACAGGGCCCAGCUUGAAGCAGACGCCGUUAAGGUUCGAUGGAAGCUGGAUCUCCUCGUGCUUCCGAUGAUGAUGACUACAUAUAUGUUGUCGUUCCUUGAUAAACAAACUCUAAACUACUCCAACGCGUACGGCUUGCAGAGCGAUACAAACAUGACGGGCAAUGAUUACACAUGGGUUGCUUCCGCGUUGUACUUUGGUUGGCUCUGCGGAGCUUGGCCGUGGAAUAUGUUGCUACAGCGCGUUGCCAUUGGGAAAUUGGUGGGCGGGAUGUUAUUCGUCUGGGGAAUUGUAUGCAUGCUGCAAGCUACGGUGUUCAAUUUCAGUGGCUUUUUUGCCGUUCGCUUCUUUUUGGGCAUGCUCGAGGGCUGCGUCUCACCAGCGUGGGUUCUCCUAACUUCGAUGCUUUGGACGAGAAAGGAGCAAACGAUGCGCAGCUCCAUUUGGCUGUGCACGAACGGUGUCUCGAAUAUCUUAGGGUCACUUCUGGCCUAUGGCUCGGGCUCAGCUGAAGGAUUAUCCAUAGCUCAAUGGAAGUUGAUCUUCCUGAUCGUCGGUGCCCUUACCUUCGUAUGGGGGUUCGUUAUCUUACUUUUCCUUCCCGACGGGCCGCAUAAUGCAAAGAUGCUAACGGAAUACGAACGUGUGGUUGCCGUCUGGCGAGUCUCCGAAAAUCAGAUAGGCCUAAAGGAUUCGACGAUCAGGCCUUACCAGAUUAAGGAAGCCUUGCUAGAUGGGAAGUGCUACUUAUUAUGGAUGGUAUCGAUGGCAUUGGGGCUCCUCAACGGCGCUGUGACCAACUUCAUGUCGGCUAUCAUCAAGGGCUUCAAUUUCGACGCACUCAGGGCAUCUCUGCUGCAAGCUCCUGGGGGAGCAUUUGAAAUCGUCUUCUGUCUUUUGAUAGGACGGUUCUCGCAGCUUCCUAACAUGGUCGGUAUUUCUAUCAUGCUUGGCUGUCUGCCCGGUAUGGCUGGACUCAUCGGUAUUCUCACUAUUAACAUCGAGCACCGAUAUGCGCUUGUUGCCAUGUGUUGGUUGCAGAAUGUAGUUGGGUCUCCUAUUGUCCUAAGUUGGACAGUCCCUGGUCUCAACAUCGCUGGACAUACUAAGAGAAGUGCCGUCAUGGGCAUAUUUUUUGUCUGUUAUGUUGUUGGGAACAUCAUUGGUCCACACCUCUUUCUAUCUACCGAGGCACCAAGAUAUCCAACGGCGAUUAAGGGUCUGCUGGGCACUUAUUGCGCUACAAUCGUACUCCAAGGACUGUAUGUUCUCUGGUGUUGGUUUGAUAACCGACGGCGCGAUAGGUUAGGCCAGCAUGCCGAGGUAGAGGAAGAGCUGUUGGAAGGGUUUGAGGAUCUAACAGACAAACAGAACAAGCAUUUCAGAUACAGGCUCUAGGCGGGCCGUACUUAGGUGCGAAAAGAUACCAGAGAGCUGGGUAUAGAUUAGUAAUAUAGACCUUUAAAGAAAAUAUUCUAUGCAGGUAAACCUGCUGCGUGCAAC